Trichoplax adhaerens is the source of this 1725-nucleotide messenger RNA. RefSeq lists its product as uncharacterized. NCBI's taxonomy places the organism in Eukaryota, Metazoa, Placozoa, Uniplacotomia, Trichoplacea, Trichoplacidae. Gene Ontology annotation, biological process: lipid metabolic process. The record is from RefSeq and is a predicted model, not a curated record. The coding region runs from base 1 to 1725 and encodes 574 amino acids. The transcript has 12 exons.
AUGCCGCUCUUACUUUAUUUAAGAUUAUUUUUUACUAUACCCGAGAUAGCCUUGAAUAUUUUAGGCACUUAUUGGUCAUUUGAUGAUAGUCGGCAUUGCCCAGAUGAAGAUAUCAUUAUCGUUAAAGUCGCUGUGAUAACCAAUUGGUGCCUGCUUGCUUUUGGAAUUAUUUUCACCUAUUGUGUAUUUGAUCCAUUGGGAUCAGUUAAACGAGACGGUAAUCUGGAUCCAUCAAUUAGUUACAAAUUAGCUCAGCAAGUAUGGGAAACAAGAUGUCGUCAUUUGUGUUGCUGCAGUAGAGUUAAUGACAGUAAUCAAGCAAUCUAUACAGAUUUAGCGACCAUCUUCGCUACCUUUUUCAGAAAUACAAAUACUGUACCUACGGAUGUUGCAGCCGGUUUAUUCUUAUUACAACAACGACAACGGUAUGAUGAAAAAUAUAUUCUACCAUGGAGAGGAACGCAAGUGAUCCGAAAGCAAUUUACUCCAGCUAGAAGAAUGGAUUUGAGCAACAAGGAUGAAGAGAAUAUUCUUCAAGACAUUUCCUAUUAUAUUCAUUAUGCUGAUGCUGCCUAUGGUUGGCCAUUAUGUGUUCUACAGCAUUUUCUAACAGCUCCUUGCAAACUUGUACCAAAAUAUAGAUGUUGCUCAUGUGCGCGUCCGCUACGCAAUUCUGGCACGAUCAUUAUAAAUGAUAAUUGUUGUGAGUGUAAUUACGCCGCAUUAAAGUUACAAAGUGGAUUUGACGAUGAGGAUAUUAUUGUUGCAUCAUAUUGUAACGAUCUAUACGAGCUCCCGUUUUUUGUCGCCUAUGACCACUGCAAGAAGAAAGUUAUAUUAGCAAUCCGUGGGACAAUGUCUUUAAAUGACGCAAUAACAGACUUAUUAGCGGUGCCAGCAGAGUUAGACAUUCCUGGAUAUCACGAUACAUCUGGCCAUAAGGGUAUGUGUGAAUCUGCUAAAGUAUUAAAGGAGAAAUUAAAAAGCCAAAAAUUAUUAGAGCCUGCAUUCAACGAGCAUCCGGAUUACGAUUUGAUUAUUGUUGGACAUUCGUUAGGAGCUGGUGUAGCAGCAAUACUAUCCAUUUUAAUGAAACCAGAUUAUCCUAAACUACGAUGUUUUGCGUAUUCUCCGCCUGGCGGACUCGUUAGUCUUGAACUUUCAAAAUACGCACGAGAUUUCGUCAUCUCGGUAGUCACAGGAUGUGAUUUAGUAACGAGGGUUAGCCUUCAAAAUAUGGAAGAUUUAAGAAACAAAUUACUAUUGACUAUUCGAUCAAGUCGAAUUCCCAAGUAUAAAGUCUUUUUGGCCGGCUGCUGUUGUUGCUCCAAUUAUAUGUCACAAGACAGAGAAGAUCGUGAGGUCAAUGUAGAAGUUGCAGAUACAAAUGAAGAUAUUGAUGAUCCGGGAAAAGAAGAAAAGAAAUCCAUUUUACCUCUCAUUACCCAAGAUGAGGACGACGAAGAUUUUUUCAAUGAAUUUAACGUCAAGACAUUAGUAUCCGCUAAACUGUAUCUACCUGGUCGGAUUGUCCACUUAGUAAAAGAGACUACAAACAAUCAAUAUAAUACUGACCAGUACCAUGCCUAUUGGAAUUAUCCGGAAAACUUUAAUGUUAUAAAGGUUGAAAGCACCAUGAUUUCAGAUCACAUGCUUGCAGCUUCGAUGGCAAUGUUGAAUAAAAUUAAACAGCAAAUUUCGGUUAAGGAAGAGUUGCCAAGCUAA